This is a messenger RNA of Lasiodiplodia theobromae, 885 nucleotides long. Its product is annotated as Methyltransferase domain-containing protein. The coding region runs from base 1 to 885 and encodes 294 amino acids. Gene Ontology annotation, molecular function: S-adenosylmethionine-dependent methyltransferase activity. NCBI's taxonomy places the organism in Eukaryota, Fungi, Ascomycota, Dothideomycetes, Botryosphaeriales, Botryosphaeriaceae. The record is from RefSeq and is a predicted model, not a curated record. The transcript has 4 exons.
AUGGCCGAAAACAAGGAACAGCCGCCGCAAGGUGCCGUUGUCAUAUCCAACAGCAAGGAAUCUCCGUGGUACUUCCACGAGAUUGAUACUCUUACCCCAGAGGUCCGGGAGCUGCUGGAGAAGUACAGCGGCAUCCCGCCCGAGAAAGUCGAGGCUCAUGUGAAGGAAGUGAGGGACAAAGCCUGGGAAAUCCAUCCCUACCCAUGUAUCGGAACGUUCCGCUUCCUUGAUCUCAGCAUGUACAAAGAGCCAUACUAUGAGGAGGUACUCUCUCGCGUCAAGAACGGCGAGAAGCUGCUCGACUUAGGCUGCUGCUUCGGGCAGGAGCUCCGCAAACUCGCCUACGACGGCGCCCCGCCCUCCUCCCUCUACGGCAGCGACCUGCGCCCAGAGUUCCUCACCCUCGGCCACACCCUCUUCCUCGACGAAGCCAAGCUGCCCGCGUCGCCGCACUUCAUCGCGGCCGACGUCUUCGACGACGCAUCACCCUUGCAGCAGCAGCUGGCGGGCAGCGUGUCGGUCGUGCAGGCGCAGGCUUUCUUCCACCUGUUCCCGCGCGCCGACCAGCUGCGCGCCGCCGAGCGCGUCGUCGCCCUGCUCAAGCCCGAGCCCGGCGUCGUCGUCGUCGGCUCCCAGAUCGGCUCGCCCAAGCCUGGCGUCAGCGAGAGCUGGACCCACGGCAAGAAGGCCGAGCGCUUCGUGCACGAUCCCACUACUUGGCGCGAGCUGUGGGAUGAGGUUGGGCAGAGGACUGGGACGAAGUGGGAGGUCGUCGAGGCGAGGCUGAAGAAGGUAGAGAAGAAGGAUGUGAGCCCGGAGUUGCUGAAGAGGGUCGGGCCUGAUGGUGUGCAUUGGCUGAGCUUUUGGGUGAAGAGGGUCGAGUAG